Owenia fusiformis is the source of this 619-nucleotide messenger RNA. The record is from the annotation of a GenBank genome assembly. NCBI's taxonomy places the organism in Eukaryota, Metazoa, Annelida, Polychaeta, Sabellida, Oweniidae.
GUCUCAACAUAGUCCUUUCAGGAUAAUGAAGGGAUCAUCUCAACAUAGUCCUUUCAGGAUAAUGAAGGGAUUGUCUCAACAUGGUCCUUUCAGGAUAAUGAAGGGAUUGUCUCAAGAUAGUCCUUUCAGGAUAAUGAAGGGAUCAUCUCAACAGGGUCCUCUCAGGAUAAUCAAGAGAUCAUCUCAAAAUGGUCUUUUCAGGAUAAUCAAGGGAUUGUCUCAACAGGGUCCUCUCGGGAUAAUGAAAAGAUCCUCUCAAUAUGGUCUUUUCAGGAUAAUCGUGUCAACAUGGUCCUAUCUAAUAUUUCUUCUGAGAGACAUGACCCAAUAUGAGAGUACUAUACCAUGGUGCAGAGCUUUAAGUUCCAAACUUGAACCCUGAAUAGUUUAAGACAAUUUUACAGUAAGUGGCCCUGCCCCCACUGCUAGUGGAUGUCACAGUCCAGGUUGUAAAUCAUUUCAAAGUCACCAAGCUGACAUUUUCUCAACCAAUCAGCGAGCAGAAAGAAACCCAUUUCGGUGAUGUUUUAAUGUUAGUCAAUACUGGCUCAAGAAUAAUGUUAGAUGAAAUGACUAUAUAUAGAAAAUUGUCUGACCGAUGACAAUCUCUGGUUGGCUC